Messenger RNA from Saitoella complicata NRRL Y-17804, 1046 nucleotides. RefSeq lists its product as uncharacterized. Bases 45 to 746 code for a protein of 233 amino acids. Gene Ontology annotation, biological process: Golgi vesicle transport. The transcript has a single exon. The record is from RefSeq and is a predicted model, not a curated record. NCBI's taxonomy places the organism in Eukaryota, Fungi, Ascomycota, Saitoellomycetes, Saitoellales, Saitoellaceae. Gene Ontology annotation, cellular component: membrane.
GACGUCACCCAUCCAAAAAACCGAACAACAUCAAUUCAACUGCAAUGGCAGAAGAUCCCUUUCUGGAGGUCAAGGCAGAUACUCUCAACCAACUCAACCAAGCUCGCACCCUCUUCUCGUCCUACCUGAGGAUAAGAGCAACAGCACCAGCAUCAGAGGAAUUGGUUACGGGAAAGGAUGAGUUAGAUGCCGUGUUACGCGAGAUCGAGAACGAGUAUCUCGAGGAUUUGGGGGAAAGCGUACGUGUUGUUGAGGUCGAUCCGUCGCGGUAUGGCCUUGACACAGCAGAAGUUACGAAACGGAAACGCUUCGUGUCAGAAGUAAAAGGCGAACUCGACGACAUGCGCGAAGAAAUGCGGAAACCCCUCCCUUCCCGGACCUCCUAUUCCUCCCGCCGCUCACCGCCCGAAAACCCCGACCUUGAACGCGGCGAUGCAGUGGGCGACUUCGAACAACAACACCAACAAAUCCUUAUAGCCGACCAAGACCAAAACUUAACCUCCCUCCACCGAUCCCUGCACACCCUCAACUCCCAAGCCCACACCAUGUCCAACGAACUCGCCGAUCAAUCGUCCCUACUGCGGGAAGUCGAGGAUUUGGCGGAUAAGACGCAGGAUAAGCUGAAGAUGGGGAUGAAGAGGGUGGGGGAGGUGUUGAGGAGGAAUGAGGAUUGGUUGGGGGGGUGGUGUGUGGGGUUGUUGGGGGUUGUGUUGGUUGUUGUGUUGGCGUUGUUGAUUUUGUUGUAAGGGGAUGGAGAGGGGAGGUGAAGAUACCAUAUAUGCCUGGGACAUGGAUUUAUGACGGGACAGGGACGGGCGUCAGGAGUUUCGAAAGCAACGGGAGCCCGGCCAAAAGAAUGUAUUCCGCCUAUCAUACAGCACGAGUUGGGGCAAGCUCACAACCACUGCGCAGCGUGCUCCUUCCUGCAGUUAACGUCGACUCUGCUGCUACAAAGAUAUAGUCCUCAAUAAUAUCCUCAAUGACUGUUUCAUCAGUCCACCUCAAAGCCCGUACCCCCCACCCCCACCUCUUUCAAUGAACAUACC